Messenger RNA from Puntigrus tetrazona (Sumatra barb), 3905 nucleotides. It is a transcript of the gene tfe3a, whose product is annotated as transcription factor binding to IGHM enhancer 3a. The record is from RefSeq and is a predicted model, not a curated record. Bases 355 to 1980 code for a protein of 541 amino acids. NCBI's taxonomy places the organism in Eukaryota, Metazoa, Chordata, Actinopteri, Cypriniformes, Cyprinidae. Gene Ontology annotation, biological process: regulation of transcription by RNA polymerase II. Gene Ontology annotation, molecular function: protein dimerization activity; RNA polymerase II cis-regulatory region sequence-specific DNA binding; DNA-binding transcription factor activity, RNA polymerase II-specific. The transcript has 10 exons. Gene Ontology annotation, cellular component: nucleus.
CAGAUUUACUCCCCUCAGUGUGCUCAGAAGAGAGCGAGAUAACUGUUUGCACAGCAGCCAGACUCUGAUAGAGGAACUAAGGACUUUGGACUUCUAAGACGCAUUUAUUUUUCAUCAAGCUGUAGCGCAGACUGAUAAAGAAAGCCUCGACGCGGAAAACGCAUAGACCAGUUGUGCAGUAAACAUCUCGCUAGCGGUCGGGAAGUGCGGCGGUCCUCUAUUUUAACCUUUUCCGAAAACAACUGGCUUCACAACUUUGUUCAGUUUGCGAACUUUAGAUUAGAUUAUUGGCAUUCUAGAUCGCUCUACCUCGUUUAUUUCGCUCGUCGUGAAUACCAUUUUACACCUGUAGAAAUGUCCAGCCUGCCUUCCGUCAAACCUGAGAAGGGCAGACCGGAAGUGGCGUUACCUGGGCAACAGGCGCCGCUCGAGCGUCCUCAGACCGUCUACGUCAUAUUAGACUCAGCCGAAUCUGUCAAUCUCAUCAGUGUCGAACCCCUUCUUCCUGAGUCUGGGAUUGUGGCGGACAUCGAAGUAGAAGGCGUCUUUUCCACGGAUUCUGACACUUUCUACGAGCUGAAGAGUCAACCGAUCACCUCAAGUGGCUCUGUGACCUCUGCUGACCCCGUGACCCCAGUCGGCUCCGCGAUGACGUCACGCGUGUUGAUGAGGCAGGAGCUGAUGCGACAGCAGGCUCAGGACCAGGAGAGACGGGAGGCCCAAAAACAGGCCUCCAGCGCUCAGCAGCGGCCCGCCGACGCGACCCCCGCCAUCUCCGUCGCGUCCGCCCUGCCGUCCACCCCGACCCAGGUGCCCGUGGAAGUGCUGAAGGUUCAGACUCACUUGGAAAACCCGACAAAGUACCACAUCCAGCAAGCCCAGAGGCAGCAAGUGAAGCAAUACCUCUCUCACACCCUCGGCAGUAAAAUAGCCAAUCAGGCUCUGGCUACAUCACCCUCGCCCCAGCCUGCCUCCGCCCCUGAGUUAACCCCAGCCGCCAGUAGCACUCCCAGCAGCCCGCUGGCUGUGCUCAGCCUGGGAUCAAACAAAGAAGAGAUCGAAGAUGUCAUCGAUGACAUCAUCAGCCUGGAAUCGAGUUUAAACGAUGAAUUUAUGACGCUGAUCGACUCGGGUUUACAGCUUCCCAACACGCUGCCAGUCUCAGGGAACCUCCUGGAUGUGUACAGCGGUCAGGGCAUGGCGGCGCCCAGCAUUACCGUCAGCAGCUCCUGCCCUGCAGACCUGCAAAACGUCAAGAGAGAGCUGUCCGAUGCAGAGGCGAAAGCUAUUAUGAAGGAGAGACAGAAAAAAGACAACCAUAACUUGAUCGAGAGGAGAAGAAGGUUCAACAUUAACGACCGCAUUAAGGAACUUGGAGCUCUCAUUCCAAAGUCCUCUGACCCCGAGAUGCGCUGGAACAAGGGCACCAUCCUAAAGGCGUCAGUCGACUACAUCCGUAAGCUACAGAAGGAGCAGCAGAGGGCCAAAGAGAUGGAGACGAGACAGAGGAAACUUGAACAUGCUAACCGUAGCUUGCUGCUGCGCAUUCAGGAGCUGGAAAUGCAAGCUCGUCUCCACGGCAUCUCAGCAGCUCAGAUCUCUGACUCCACGCUGACCCAGACCCAGAAUUUAACUCUGGAUCACAACCCCAGCAACGACCUCUCCAAGACCCUUCUGUCCCUAAACCAGACCACGCCCUCUUCGUUCUUAUCUCCGCCUUCUUCCACCUCGUCAGUGGGCGGGACCGUCACCAGCCCUCUGGACCUCGGGACGCUCAGCUUCGCCGAGCUGGACGACCCCACGGCCUCCGUCUUCAAUCCAGCCCUGAUGGCGGAUAUGGGGUUGGGGGAUAUUUUGAUGGAUGACAGCGGCGCUCUGUCGCCUGUAGGGGGCGCCGACCCCCUGCUUUCCUCGGUUUCCCCCGGAGCGUCCAAAACGAGCAGUCGUAGAAGUAGCUUCAGCAUGGAAGAAGACUCGUGACGUCUUCAAAUCGGACGAUAGUUUUACGUUGCGUUGCGAAUCCUGCUCGUGCGCUCCAUUGCCGGCCAGUAGAGGGCAGCGUUAUCCUAAAGUCUUUAGUAAUCGCCGUGCUGUAGAAGCCUGAGAUCCUCAAGACGUUUUUUUUCUAGAGGUGACACAAGUAUAGAAAGACUUCGGGAGCAGACGCUGACAUUUAGAGCCUCAUUUAUUAUCUGGACCUCUGAUAAAUAUAUAGAAGAAUAUAUGUACAUAGAGUAGAUUUAGUGCUAAACAUCUAUUUUGUGUUUUUAAUAUGCAGUUGUAUGAAAAGUAGCACUAUAAUAUUAACAUGUUGGGGGAAAAAGAACAUGCCUGAAUGGUAAAACAUAUGAUAACUUUUAGUUUCAGACCUCACUCGUAUUGUGGGCUCCAAAAGUAUGAGACUUUUGAACUGUAAAUAAAUUAAUUAAUCAUAAAUAUAUAUAUAUAUAUAUUAGAUUCUGCACUUAAAAAGAGUCAAACCAAAUUACUAAGGACUUUUAAAUUAUGCAAAUCAUAUACAAUAUCGUUUAAAAGUUUGCAGUCAGUAUGAUGUUGUGAAAAGAAAUUAAUACUUUUAUUCAGAAAUGACGCAUUAAAUUGAUCAAAAUUGACGGUGAAGACGUUUAUAUCAAAUAAAACUACUGUCAUCAAAGAAUAACGAAAGUAAUCACGGUUUACACAAAAAUAUUAACUUCAAUAUAAAGGAUUUUAAUAUGAAGCAUAUUAAGUGAUUUCUGUAGGGUCAUGUGACACUUAAGACUGGAGUAAUGUUGAAAUUUCAGCGUUGCAUGACAUGAAUAAAUUACCUUUUAAAAUGGAUUCAAAUAGAAAACACUUAUUUCAAAUUGUAAUAAUAUUUCACAAUAUUUACUGUACUUUGAUCAAAUAAACGCAACAAAUGGGUUAUUUUGCAAACAUGACAAAGAAAUCCUUACCAAACCCAAACGUUUGAACAAUAGUGUAAUUUCUAAUAAAUGUUACAUUACAUGAUAAAUGUCUCAGACGUUCGGAGCUGACAGUAUGUCAGUGUUUACAGUAGUUAGUAGCUCAUCGAGUACAAAAGGGACAGUUGUGUUUUGUUUCCCUUUUUUUUUUAAUGUGCGAGUGUGCAUCUGCUCAUUUGGUAAAAGGUGGCAGUGAACGCGUUCCUGAACCUGCUUUUAAUGUCCUCAGGAAAGAGCAACAGACAGAAAAGAGAACAUCCCGUUCAGCUCGGCUUUCAUUUCCUGCUGAGAUUUUUUUUGAGUCAAAUUACACCCAGCUUCACGCCGAGGGUCUGAAAGAUGCAUGUUUGAUUUAAAGGGAAGUCAAGAAACACACUCAAAAAUAGUGUAACGUAACUUUAACUAAUAAUUAACUUCGUUUAAGCUAUUCACGAUAUUCAAUUCAGUUUUAAACGACUUGCAGCCAAUUUGAUAGAUUUAGAAAAAAAUUGAAGACAGCAACUGACCUUAAGAUUUAAAGUAGGUGGACUUUUAAAAAGUAAGUUUAAUUGUGCCAUUGACCUGCAUUGCAUCUCGGCCGCUCUAACUGAUUUUUUUCCUCUGGUUAAGUCAUGUGCUGAUGUCAGAUAGUCUAUGCAAGUACUUUCAUAGUGAAGUAGCAGAGGUUUACGUGAGCAGAUGACAGUCAUGUUUCCUUUGACAUUCAAAGACCUUCCAGCUCCGGAUUAUUGUUCUUGUUCUCUGCCAGAGAGCAGCCAGUCGCAUUAAUGCAUCGUCAAACUGAAUUUCUUCCUGCGAACUUUUACGUCCCUUAUCAGGAUUAGUGUGACAUUCAGAAGUUUCCACAGACUCAUUCUGCUAUUGAUGGCUUUUAUAAACGCUUCUAGUCAAAUGGAAUCAGAAGAAAACCGUUUGGUUUUGUUUUUUAAGAAUCUUUUAAAUAUACUUCCGGAUUAUAAU